Molecule: messenger RNA, 1342 nt
Organism: Ostrea edulis (European flat oyster)
Lineage: Eukaryota; Metazoa; Mollusca; Bivalvia; Ostreida; Ostreidae
Product: iron-sulfur cluster assembly 1 homolog, mitochondrial-like
Exons: 4
Coding region: 34-420 (128 amino acids)
Biological process (GO): iron-sulfur cluster assembly
Cellular component (GO): mitochondrion; cytoplasm
Molecular function (GO): 2 iron, 2 sulfur cluster binding
Source: RefSeq, a predicted model, not a curated record
GUAAAAUCUAGAGGAUAAAUCAAAACAGACAAGAUGGCGUCGCGAGUCGUUGGAACGGUGCGAGCAGUUGCCAAAAAACGACUAAUCCCAACCAAGGCUCCUCUAGUAAUGACCCAAGCUGCAGUAAUGCAAGUGAAGAAAUUACUCACAGAAAACCCUGACAUGAUUGGUUUAAAGAUCGGUGUGAAAACAAGGGGAUGUAAUGGCUUAACAUACACAAUGGAGUAUGCAAAACAAAAAGGAAAGUUUGAUGAAGAAGUUUCACAAGAUGGUGUAAGAAUUCUCAUCGAUGCAAAAGCUCAAUUAACAUUACUUGGAACAGAAAUGGACUACCAAACAGACAAAUUGUCUGCUGAGUUUAUAUUUAAUAAUCCAAACAUCAAAGGGACAUGUGGCUGUGGAGAAAGUUUCAGUGUAUGAAAUUUUAGGGAGAAUCUGUGAUAUGUGCUUUUGUAAAAGAUGAGUAUGAAUGGAGUGGCAUAUCUAGAGGUUAGGGGGUUGAAGGGAUUGCAAUCCCCCCCCCCCCCUUUUGGUUGGAAUUUUUACCCAAUAAAAGGUUAUUUUCUGCCACUUUGGGGGUUGCAAACACCUCUUUGGGGUGGAAAAAAUAAGAUGGACACUCGUCUCCCCUAGAAAGAUUUCUGGAUCUGCUCUUUGAAUGGAUUUCUCUUUUAUGUGCGUAUAUUUACAUGUAGGUAUAUUUUGUGCCAAUGAAGAAAAUACAAACAAAAAUCCUGUACACAUAUGCACAAGUGCUAAGAUACUGUUGAGAAUAGAUGUGCAUCAUAUAUGUUGAUGAAAAUAUUUGUACAUGGUGAGACUAUUUUGCUUUGUUAGUGUUUGUAUGAGAAAAGGAAGUGGAUUCCUCUCUUGUGUAACAGUUAUCCUAAUGAUGAGGACUGGAUAUUGCUAGAAAUUUUUAUAUUUGAAUAUCUUGAAUUAAAUCAUAAUAUUUUACAUGAAGAAGAAUGAAUUAAUAAUAAACUUUACAAAUGUUUCAAGUCUUUUCCAUUUAUUGCUUGAUAAGAGAAGACCAUGCAUUUCUGAUUUCAUAAUUUUCAAUAGUCUAAUGGUCCCGGAGGAGAAAUUGUCAAAAGAUAAAUUUCUUGCUAUGAAUUGAUAUUUCAAAAAUUUACUAAUUAUAUUGCAAUACUCUUAAAUUUCAAUAUUAUUGCCCAGAUAGUAAUGAUUUAUAUGUAAAAUGAUUCAGUGCUUAUGAAAAUGUUUUUCAAUGUGAUUGUGUGUAUGGCUUAGACUAUGUAUUUUUGAGAUAUACAUAAUGAAAAUCAGGAUGUUUGUUUUUUUAAUUUAUUGAUGUAUCUGAAUAAAAAAAAUUCUGAUA